Molecule: messenger RNA, 2121 nt
Organism: Entamoeba dispar SAW760
Lineage: Eukaryota; Evosea; Mastigamoebida; Endamoebidae
Product: cullin-4B, putative
Exons: 1
Coding region: 1-2121 (706 amino acids)
Biological process (GO): ubiquitin-dependent protein catabolic process; DNA damage response; protein ubiquitination
Cellular component (GO): Cul4-RING E3 ubiquitin ligase complex
Molecular function (GO): ubiquitin protein ligase binding
Source: RefSeq, a predicted model, not a curated record
AUGACAACAACAUUAUUUCAAUUGAAGAAGAAUAACCAAAUUCAAUUUUUCAUUAACACUAAAACCACUCCUACAACCAAUCGUAAAACUGAAAAACUCACUGCUAUUUCUACUUGUCUUGAUGAUAUUAUUAAUGAUAGAAAACCAACGCUCUCAUAUGAUAUAGUUUAUAACUACAUUUCUAACUUAUGCUAUUCUCCUGAAGGAAAUAUUAUUGAACAAAUCACAAGUAUUGUAGAUUCAACCCUUACUUCAUUGUCCUCAUUAACUAAACAACGAUUAGUAAUAGAGCCAUCUCUGACUCAACUCCAUCAACAAUACAUUAUAUUUUCAAAGAAAUUAGCUCUUUUACGAAAUUUACUUCUUCCUUAUGAUCGUAUUAGUAAUAAAGACCCAUUAAUUUUAAAAGCAUUUGGUUUAUUCCGUGAAGUUGUGUUAUCAAACAAUACAAAUACUAUCAUUGAUAUGUUAAUUGUUCUUAUUAACACUUUAAGAGGAAGUAAUUAUGAUAAUAAUAUUGUGUCUUCUCUUGUUAGGAUGAUGUUUGAUUGUAAUUUACAAAACCAGUUCAAAGACAAAUUAUUAAAAUCUACAAGUGAAUUUUACUCAUCUGCAGCUCAAAAUAAAAUAAAUGAAACAUUAGAAGAUUACUUAAAUGCUGUCAAAUCGAUGUUUGAUAGAGAAGAGCAUAUUGCACAAGUCCAUUACCCAACAAUGAAAAUUGACACUGUUGCUUUUACUGAAAAAGAAUUAAUGACAGAAACACUUCCAUUAAUUCUAGUAACUAAAUUAACUCAAUUAAAACAAUUUAUUGCCCAACAAAAAACUCAUUCAAUAUUAUUAUUUAUCUCAUUAGGAAGUCGAGUAAAAAAAGACGAAGACAUUCAAAAGGCAUUAAUUGGUGUUAUUGUAACUUUAGGUAAAGAGUUUUGUUCAGAAAAAGAUGAAAAAAUUAAAAUUAAUAAAAUAUUUUCAUUAUAUGAUUAUCUUUCACAAUUAGAGAAACAGGCUCCAAUGAUUAAUACUAUUAUUAAAAUAUCAUUUGAAAAAUUCAUUUCAUCGUUUGAUAACGAUGUUGCUAUUGCAUUGGUAAAAUUUGCUGAUAGAAUGUUAAGAAAAGGAGGAAUGAACCAACUAUGGGCAAGUAAAAUAUUACAAAUAUUCAAAUUUCUCAAUGGAAAAGAUACGUUUGAACAACAUUAUCAAUUGUUAUUAUCUAAACGAUUAUUAUAUAAGGGAUUUCAAGCUGAAGAUGAAAAGAUUGUAUUAGAACAAUUAAGACAAGAAUGUGGUAAUUCAUAUACAUUUAAAUUAGAAGAAAUGGUUAAAGAUGUUGAAACAGGAAAAGGAUGGUAUCAAGCACUAAAUAAAGAAAUGAGUAAUAAUGGUAUGAAUGGUCAAUAUGGAAUGGUUGUUAUUAAUGGAACGUCAUGGCCAGCAUGUCCUACUAUUAAAUGUAUUUCGUUACCAAAAGAAAUAGAAAAAGGAGAAGAAGUAAUGAGAAAGUGGUAUAUUAAAGAACAUCCAAAUCGUAAAGUUGAUUUUAAUCCAUUAUUAGGAAUUGUUUCUGUAAAAGCACAUUGUUUUGGUGGUAUAGAAAUUACUAUGAAUGUAUUACAAUUUGAAAUUUUAACGAAUUGUGAAGGUAAAACUAUUAAAGAACUUAAGAGUAAAUUUGAAGGUGAAGAUGAUAUUUUAAUGUUACAAAUUAAAAGUUUAAUGGGAAAAGAGAAAUUAAUAUGUGUUCAAUCAUUUGAUGGUAAAAUAAAAAAACCUGAAGAAAUAAAAGAGGAAGAUGUUGUUAUGUUAAAUUCUAAUUAUCAUAGCAAUAAACCUAAAAUCAAAAUUAACACAUUCCAAACUAAAGAAAGUAAAGAAGAAAAAGAAAAGGUUGAUGAAAAGAUUGUUAAAGAUAGAGAAACAAGAAUUGAUGCUGUUGUUGUUAGAGUUAUGAAAAAAGAAAAGAAGAUGACUGUUUCAGAAUUGUUAACUACUAUAACACCAAAACUUGAUUUUAAACCAGAUGUAGAAGAAAUUAAACAAAGAAUAGAUAAGUUAAUUGAAAGAGAAUAUUUAGAAAAGGAUGAAAAAGAUGAAAAUGUCUUACUUUAUUUGGCUUAA